This is a messenger RNA of Solea senegalensis (Senegalese sole), 5047 nucleotides long. It is a transcript of the gene fstl5, whose product is annotated as follistatin-like 5. Gene Ontology annotation, molecular function: protein binding; calcium ion binding. Gene Ontology annotation, biological process: cell differentiation; regulation of BMP signaling pathway; multicellular organism development. Bases 163 to 2778 code for a protein of 871 amino acids. The record is from RefSeq and is a predicted model, not a curated record. NCBI's taxonomy places the organism in Eukaryota, Metazoa, Chordata, Actinopteri, Pleuronectiformes, Soleidae. The transcript has 17 exons.
GCUCUCUCUCUCUCUCUCUCUAUCGCUCUCUCUCUCUUUCUCAUCUCACAUCGGAAAUUAACAUCGCCAGCUGUGGAUUAGACCCGCGCGCGCUCUCCAGAUUGUCAAUAUAACAAUAGUUUGUUGACAAGUGUUGCCUUCCUCCUCCUCCUCCUCCUCCUCAUGUCGCUUGGAUUAUUCUCCUGGAUGGUUUAUAUCUGGACACAAAGAAAAAGACCAAUGAAGACGUCCAGAUGGUGGUCGGCGGCGAUUUUGCUGUUGGGGCUCGCUGUGCUCAGCGCCGACGGGAGACCCAACAAGGAGGGAUUCGGAUCGCCGCCCUAUCGACCAGUCGUGAGAUUCCGACACAAGGAUGGGGUCCCAGAGACCUUGAGGAUAAAAGGUUUUUUGGGACACAAUGCUUAUCCCAGUCCAUGUGAACACAAGUACUGUGGCUUGGGGCGCCACUGUGCCGUCAACCAUGAGACUGGCCAAGGGGAGUGCAAGUGCUUGGAUCAGUGUAAACCACACUACAAACCUGUGUGCGGCUCAGAUGGGAAGCUGUACCAGAACCACUGUGAACUCCACCGGGCCUCCUGCCUCGGAGGACACAGGAUCACCAUCAUGCACAGUGAGGAGUGCUUCUACAAAGAUGACAACUGCAGACUGAGCGACUACCGCCGCCUGAAGACCAAGACCCUGGAUCUGCACGACAAACGAUACAUGGGCUCUCGCAUGCACGGCGCCCACAAGGACAACAUGGCUGCCAGGAAGCAACUGGUCGAUAUGAUGUUCAAACGCUUUGAUGCGGAUAAUAACGGUCAGAUAGAUUCCAGCGAGCUCUCACAGGUAAUCAAGCAGGAAGGUCUGUCCAAGGAUUUCUCUGAGUGCACGCUGUUUGACCUCCUCAAGUACAGUGAUGUCAACGAUGACGAGCACUUGACAAAGGAGGAGUUUUACACAGCGUUUGACGUGUACCUGCUCAACCUCCCAGACGACCAGAGAGUCCGCGUCACCACGGUAACAGUCGGCGAGAGCACCGUGUUGACUUGUGCCAUCACGGGGGAACGGAGGCCUCCCAUCCUGUGGAAGAGGAACGAGCAAUAUCUCAACAACCUGAACUUGGAAGACAUCAGUAUUCCAUCUCAGGACUUUGGGGACGACGGCUCAUUGUACAUCACCAAGGUGACGACGACCCACAUGGGCAACUACACCUGUCACGCUGACGGCUACGAGAAACUCUUUCAGAUCCAUUCUCUUCAAGUGAACGUUCCUCCCGUCAUCAGAGUGUACCCCGAGAGCCAAGCCAGGGAGCCAGGCGUCACCGCCAGCCUGCGCUGCCACGCCGAGGGUAUACCCAGCCCCCAGCUGGCCUGGCUGAAGAACGGCAUGGACAUCGCAACCAAGCUGUCCAAACAGCUCACCCUGCAAGCUAACGGGAGUGAGGUGCACAUCAGCAACGUCCACUUUGAAGACACCGGCGCUUACACCUGCAUCGCCAAAAACGAGGCCGGCGUGGACGAGGACAUCUCUUCGCUCUUUGUGGAGGAUUCAGCGCGCAAAACUCUGGCAAACAUUCUGUGGCGAGAAGAAGGUCUCGGCAUAGGCAACAUGUUCUACGUGUUCUAUGAAGAUGGCAUUAAAGUCAUUCAGCCGGUGGCAUGUGAGAUACAACGACACAUUAAGCCCAGUGAGAAGCUGCUGGCUUUGCAGGAGGAAGUGUGUCCGACCUCGCCGGGAGACGUGGUCCAGAGGUGUGUGUGGUCAUCAGCGGUCAACGUCAAGGACAAGUUCAUUUACGCAACGCAGCCGACCUUGAACCGAGUGCUCAUCGUUGACAUCCAGUCUCAGAAGGCUGUCCAGACGGUCAGCACCGACCCUUAUCCUGUGAAGCUCCACUACGACAAAUCUCACGACCAGGUGUGGCUGCUCAGCUGGGGAGACGUGGAGAAGAACUUCCCCACUCUGCAGGUGAUCAAUCAGGCCAGUGGAAGAGUUUCCCAUCACACCGUCCACACGCAGCCCGUCGGCAGACGCUUUGACAGAGUGGACGACUUCUUCAUUCCCUCCUCCAGCCUCAUCAUUAACCACAUCAGGUUCGGCCUCAUCCUUCAUCGGAAUGAGCCUGUCCUGCACAAGAUUGACCUGGAGACGACCACGUACGUGAAGAACAUCAGUCUGUGGGAGUACAACUGCAUCCCCAGGUCCAUAGCGCACACGCACCUCGGCGGCUACUACUUUGUCAACUGCAGGCCCGACUCCACCGGCGCCACGCAGCCGCAGCUCGUCGUGGACGGCGUCACCGACAGCGUCGUCGGACAGAACCGCGACGUCACCGGCGCCCCCUACGUGUCCCCGGACGGCCAUUACCUGGUCACCGUGGACGACGGCGACGGCCUGAUGAGGAUCCAGACGAUCUCGGAGCGCGGGGAGAUCCGGGAACCGUUCGACAUCCACACGAACCUCCACCUGUCCGACCUGGCCUUCCAGCGCUCCUUCACCGAGCUCCACCAGUACAACGUGUUCGGCAGCUCCGGCCGCCAGACGGACGUCCUGUUUGUGGAGCUGAGCUCGGGCAAAGUCAAGAUGAUCAAGAGCUUGAAAGAGGCCACAAAGUCGUUUGAGUGGCCGUGGAGCAGUAGGAACAGGGUGAUGGCCGGCAGCGGACUGUUCGGCCAGUACCUCAUGACCCCGUCCAGAGAGUCCCUCUUCAUCCUGGACGGACGACUCAACAAGCUCAACUGCGAGAUCACCGACGUGUUUAAAGGCAACGUGGUGGUUUGGGUCGGGGAGUCUUAGGUCAAGACCUGAAGGAGAUUUGUUUGGGUUUUUUUUGUCAAAGUUACUGUUGCACUGAAUUCUGUUGCAGAUUCUUUUUGAGGUGGAAGCACGACCGGUGAACUCCACUGAUUCACAAACCAAAAUUGACCAUCGGUGUGUCCCCUGGAUGAAGAGCCCUUAUCCAAAAUAGUAAGAAAAAUGCAAAAUACACAAUUUAUUGGUGUAGUUUAAAGUUUUUUUCUCUCACUGGGUGAUUUGGUCUUUAAGUCGACAUAAAAAAAAAAAAGCUGCUUCACAUUUUCCUCCAAUUGGUAUGAAUCCGUAAAUAUGUGCAACUUUUGCAUUAUUAUUAUUGAGUGUGGGAAUGCUGUAGAUAAUCUCUGAACACAACAACUAUUUAAUUGGCAACAAAAAAUGAUACAAAUAUAUAUAUAUAUACAUAAAUAUAUAUAUAUAUAUACAUAUAAAAACCUGUAAGUGGAGAAGUAACUCUUGUAAUUUAAGUUUACCCAUCCCUGACUUUUUCCUGUGCCUUUAAGGAAAACUGCCCUCCAUCAGCGGAAUUAGUGUAAUUAUUCCCAGUGUGACUGCAAACUCCACCUCGUCCUUUGACCCCGCCCCCUCCAUUCAUAGUGAGCGUGGUUCCCCUCUCGACGCAGCUCUAAUUAAAAUAAACCCUCGCUGUGAUCCCACCCCCCUUUGAAGUAGAGACGAAGCGAGUGGUCGGUUAAAGGUCGUGUGCCCUGUAACCUUUGACCCCGGCUUGUUACUAACGUUUUGGAAUGAUGAUGAUUUUUUUUUAUUUUUUUUGUUCCUUUUUCCGUCCAAAGCAGAAAAAUGAAAGUCAGUGCUGAGGAUUUUUGAAUCGCACACUGUACAAAUUUGUCAGAGAGUUUCUUAGCGACGAGUCGAUAGAGUAACACGUGUGUGUGUGUGUGUGUAACUUAACACAAAGAGAAGCAUAGCGGAGUUUAAUAGAAUAACGUGUGGAUGAUGUUUUAAUGUGCACACCAGGGGAGUGGGGGGUAGUUUUGUGUGUAGAAGGUCUUUGAGGAGAAGCUGUGAACGACAUUGUCCCCGAAUGCUCCUGCAGUAGAUCCAUAGCUGACAAAUCAAAGACACCGUUUCCAAGCUGGACACACAUUUCUAUGCAUUUUCACCCUUUGACUCUGAAUCACUAUGGGCAAACUGUAUCUCCAAUUUAGUACGGACUUUUGAUGUGUACAGAUUAUAUAAAGUCAUUCUCCUUGUUUCGAUCUUACGCGUAUAUACAUAUAAUAUAUAUAUUUCGGUUUGAUUUGACCCUUUUCUUUGUUUUUCCUUCCUCUCACUUUUCAAGUCCUUUAACCCUUUAACACCGAGCGCGUCCUCAGACUUUUGUGUUACCGUAGUUACGCGCCGGUUUCCUGGAAGUUAACAACGUGGUUAUUUCGGUGAUUUUCACUCACACUGUUGCAGGAAGCCGAAUUAUGGGAUUAGAUUUGUGUCAAUAUUAUUACAAACAACCCAACACUAAAUUACCCUUCAAAAAUAUUGUAUUUUAUUGUUUGAAAAUACAUUUGUGGGCGGGAUAAAAAUAAUUGUAUGUAUCUAAUGUUCAUAAACUGACAAAUGUUAGAUAUUUACAAUUAUUUUGUCAGAUGUUGACGUGGAAAACAGACGGACAAAGAACAAUAAAAUACAAUAUAUUUGAUUUUUUUUUUCUUCUUAAAAAGUGUUGUUUGAAAAUAUUGACAUAAAUCUAAUUUCAUAGCAAAUCAGAGUCUUUGUUUAUAGAAACGCCUGUACAUAGUUUCCAUUGAGACACAAAACAUCAAACAAAUGUUACUUUAAAUAUGGUGUACACUGUUUCAAAUUUCAAAUCUAACAACAAAUGCAACAACUUUGCAUUUCAAUUGUAAAUAACUGCCAGUUAUUGAACGUUAUUCUGGAAAAAUGGGCCCUUUCAUGGUUAAAAUGAGCAAAACCUUGGUGUUAAAGGGUUAAACGAUCUGUGGUGUUGUGUAAAUAGCAGCCGUCACCGCGAGUCCCUCAGUUUCUCACGAAUGUACAGAUUUGCGCAGGUUCCAUCCGCCAUCGUCCUUUUUAAGAAACGCCGUCACGAGCUUGUCAUUGAGCCGCAUCCUGUACUCGAGUAUGUUGUGAUCACAUAAGCACUGCUUUCACCUCCACGUCACCAUGUCUUGUACGUUUAAACUCAUGUGAUUGUUAUUUACAUGGGACAAAGAAAAAAAAAACACGCUUGUCAUUUUAUUCAACAAUUAAAAAGUAAACCCUGAAAAUAAAA